GGCGGGGAGAAGGGCAGGCGAGUCGGAGUCAAGUUAAAAGGGGCCCGGAUACUUCCGUUGUUUAAACUUGAAUGCUCGAAAAUGGUCUGAGAAGCAAUAAACAAUCUGCUCCUUUUUCUCCCCCCCCCUCCAGAAAUCCACGGCAAUAUUAAUGCAAGGAGGUGCUUUGGGGACAGUUGGCAGUACAAUGGCUUCUCAGUACCUCGUAGUGGCUCUGGCCAUUUUCUCCUCUUUCACCCAGGUUGUAAUAGAAGCCAGCUCUUGGUGGUCUUUAGGGAUGAAUCCUAUGAACCCCAUGAACCCUGUGCAGAUGUCAGAGGUAUAUAUAAUAGGAGCCCAGCCACUAUGUAGCCAGCUAGCAGGACUUUCCCAAGGACAGAAGAAACUCUGCCAAUUGUAUCAGGACCAUAUGCAGUUCAUUGGAGAGGGUGCAAAGACGGGCAUUAAGGAGUGCCAGUAUCAGUUCAGACAUAGAAGAUGGAAUUGCAGCACUGUGGACAACAACUCUGUUUUUGGCAGAGUCAUGCAGAUAGAUAUGACUGUGUACAACCUGGCCGACGUGGCCUGCAAGUGCCACGGCGUAUCGGGGUCCUGCAGCCUGAAGACCUGUUGGCUGCAGCUUGCCGAUUUCCGCAAGGUGGGCGAUGCCCUGAAGGAGAAAUACGACAGCGCCGCCGCCAUGAAACUCAACAGCCGGGGCAAGCUGGUGCAAGUGAACAGCCGCUUCAACGCGCCCACCAUCCACGACCUGGUCUACAUCGACCCCAGCCCCGACUACUGCGUGCGCAACGAGAGCACCGGCUCCCUGGGCACCCAGGGCCGCCUUUGCAAUAAGACCUCGGAGGGCAUGGACGGCUGCGAACUCAUGUGCUGCGGCCGGGGCUACGACCAGUUCAAGACGGUGCAGCGCGAGCGUUGCCACUGCAAGUUCCACUGGUGCUGCUACGUGAAAUGCAAGUUGUGCACGGAGAUCGUGGACCAGUUCGUGUGCAAAUAGGGCAGGGGCGAGGUGGGAGGAACUGCUGCCGCCUGCCAGCGAGGGGGUGCAGGCCCCUCUCCCCUUCCACAGGACUUUCUCCACUUUAUUUAUAGAGUCCAAGGAGUUACCGUCUUUUUUUUUUUUUUUUUAAAGGGAGGGAGGAUGGAAAAAGAAAAAAAGAGAGAAAAAAAAAAGAAAAAUAUUAAAGGUUGCAAAGAGAAGUGCCUGGAACCCUCUCUGCAUCCAUCCCAGAACUGUGUGUGGCUUAUAUUUUUGGCAAUAAUGGGGGAGAACCUGAGAAUAUUUAUUUUACAAAGUAAAAAAAUUUGACUUUUCUUAAAAACAAUAGAGUAGUUUGAGGGGAAAAUCCAACAUAUCCUAAUUUAGUCCCACGGGACAUAAUACACGUGCAGUAGGCAGAGAAACCAUGUAAUGCGCUUGGGAUGUUAGAACAAUUCAUACGGACGCGAGGAACACGCAGAUCUGCGCAUGACUUCUAGUUGCAGACACUAGAAGUUAUCAGAACAGGGUAUAUAAAGCUGUUCAGUACAUUUAGGCCUCUGUAAAUAAGGGGUGGUGUAUUCACGAGGUUCAUCACAAAGUGCAGUGUCAAUCGCAUAUCUGAAUGUGCCCACUUAAGUACACAAUAUCCUCCGAGGGUAAAGAGCAUAGGAUCAUGAAGGCUUCAGCUGUGCUAGUUGUGAUUCAUUGGGUUUGGUUCCACAACCGAAAAAAAAACCACACAAAAACAAAACGGGGGAAAAAAACUGCCCUGGCUAAUACUAAUACUAAAGGCAUUCUUCAAGGCAGAAUUUGUCCUGAUUAAUUUUUCAACUAUUUGUGAUGUUUGAAUAUCUUGUGCUACAGAGCGCUGAGAGCAAAUGAGGUCUCGACUGCAGUGGUGCCCUGUAGCCUGGCUGGGGAGAAGUUGCACGCUUGCCAGCGGUGACAUUGCGUGCCUGCAAACAGUUUUGCUCUCCCUGCCUGGAAAGCCCAUAGAAAAUAAAAUCCCCAAAUCUGAAAAUGCCUUAAAAAUGGUGUGAUAGUUGGCUACCUUUGGAAACACAGCUUGACAAAUAACUCCUUUAAUUUUAUGAGAAAAUAAAUCAUUAGAUAUCCACUCUUGGAAUGAUUGAUUCCUUUUUUUCCUGCAGAUUUUGGGAAUGCUUUCACUCAAGGAGACAAUAGUUUCAUAUUUUAAUAACAUUAAGUGGCUGUUAUAGUUCAGUGAGAUGUUGCAGCAAUACCAGAUUUAUCAUCCUAUGUCUUUAAUACACAUGCUUUAGAUAAUAUAUUGCAGAUAUACACUACAACUGUUCAGACUAUACUUGAGCAGUUAUAUAUAUAUGGGAAAACUGUGGUCUGCUGGUGUCUGAUAUUUCAAAGCUUUUUGUACAUAUAUAUUUUAAUGAUUUAAAAAAUAAUAAAACUUCUAAAUUACAGGGGCAGUUCAUCCCCCAUUUUCCUUUUCAGAUCUCUUCAGGUUUUUAGAUUGAUUAUAGCCUUUUUGGUGUUUUUAUUUUUUUAAUUUUUUUAAGAAAACUUUUAUAAUUCAAAGGUUUUAAGGAUAAUCACAAAGAAGCAAGCCUCUUCCCAGCCUUAGGACUUUCUUGGGUUGUUGCUGGAGGCAGUACCCUGCACUUGAAUUGAUAGUGGUUUGGAGAUCGCUUCUCUUUCACUUUCCUGUAAGGGCAUUAUUGAUUAUUGCUGAAAGGAGACACCUUACAUCUAAAAUGUGCUGCAUUCGGCCCUUGGUUUUCAUGGUUUGCAAUGGAAAUUGUUGUUUGUUGAACAACGUGCGUUCCCGCAGUGCUGUGUAUUUGCACAGCAUUUGGUCAGUGGUUCAGAUGCCUCUUUCCAACUCACUCCCAUCCAGUAAGUUGAAGACAUUGAUUUUACAGGUAUCAAAUGAAGAAAGUCUCUCACUUUAGCCUAGUUGUACUAAAGCCUUAACUUUUCACGAGCCUAUAAGCUGUAUCCUAAAAGUUCAUCUUGAUCAUUUAUCAGCUUCUUAAAUGGCGCUUUAUUGCUCUUAAUUUAUUGUACAAGGACAUAUUUACCCCUCAUUUUCAGAUGUUUGCAAAGAAUAUCUUUAAAGUAAGACAAAUAAAUAAAGCACUAAUUCAUUGAAUAUGUCACUUUUGGUUUUUAUUAUACAAAAACCAUGGUCAUUUUUUUCAUUUGCUGAAUCACCUUUUACUCCCUUUUAGUGACUUGUGUCUGAGCAGAACUGAGUCUAAUGAUCCUGGCUAUUAAAACACUAUUUAAUGUAAAAUAUUUUACUUGUCAUUCAGAUAUGUAAAUCUUCUAUGUCCUUUCCUCUGUUCUGUACAUUUAAUGUACAUAUUUCUGUCUUGCGUGAUUUGUAUAUUUCACUGGUUUUAAAAAAAAGAAAGGAUUAUGCCAUAAUGGAAGAUAGACUAUAAAAAUAAAACUUUGGUUGUAUAUUG
Molecule: messenger RNA, 3429 nt
Organism: Struthio camelus australis
Lineage: Eukaryota; Metazoa; Chordata; Aves; Struthioniformes; Struthionidae
Source: RefSeq, a predicted model, not a curated record